Diuraphis noxia (Russian wheat aphid) is the source of this 1751-nucleotide messenger RNA. RefSeq names its product testes of unusual size. Lineage: Eukaryota; Metazoa; Arthropoda; Insecta; Hemiptera; Aphididae. The record is from RefSeq and is a predicted model, not a curated record. Gene Ontology annotation, molecular function: protein binding.
AUCGAGAAAUUGGUCUGGAGCAGUCACGACAUGAACAUAGUCGCUUACGACMUCUUUGGUGCUAUAUGCACAUUUGACACAAAAACCGGAAGUGUAAUCACGCAUAUCGCGCCCUACUCAGGAGCGGCUUAUACGGAUUUGGCAGUUGCGCAGGAUGUUAAUCAAUUAUUUGUCAUUGCCAAGGACGGCAGUCUGAAAGAAGUCUACGACCGAAAGGUUAAACGUGAAGUGAACUUUUAUGGAACACCAUUGAAUGCAGUAUCUAUUUCUAAGUCAAAUUUGAUUUUAUUCAUAGCAGCCGAAAAUGGCGUUAUAUUGACCGUAAUAUUACCUAUGGGAAUUCAAAUUGAAUACAAAGAAUUCAAAAUCCACAGUCAUAGCAUCAAGAAGAUGUAUUUGGGAACCGACGGCUCAGUUUUAGUUUCUUGUUCAGAAGAUUCGAAUAUAUGUAUAUGGGAAGUGAAAAACACAGCGAAUAAAACUAGGAAGAUUGAUACACCGCUUGUAUAUACUGAUGACAUAUUAGUUAACUUGUCACAGUACGAUAAAUUGCAUGAAAAUAUCAAGAAAAUUGAAACAGCGGUGAAUAAAUUAGAGAAAGAAAAUGCGAUUAAUGUAAAUACAACUAUUAAAGCAAAAGAAGAAGAAAUUAAAAAUAUAAACAAAGCAAACAUAACAGAAUAUUAUGAAACCAUAAAAAAAAAUGAAGAGGAACAAGAAGAACAAAAAAAAUUGAUAAGUAAACUCAAAGUUGAGUUAAAUCAAUUAAUUGAAACAAAUGAGCAGAGUAAAGUCAAUUUAGAAUCACACUAUAAUGCAAAAUUAGUAGAAAAAUACAAAAAAUUUUCAAUUCUUGAAAACAAGGGAUUUAUAUUAACUUCUGGAUUAAAAAAAAAUUUAGAAGCUCAGCAAGCUACAUUAGAUCAAGAGUUACAGGAGACAUCAAGUAACUACGAGAAGCAACUUAGAGAAAAAAUUGAAGAAAUAUUACUUUCGAAGGAAAAACUGAUCAAUGAAAAAAAUAUCACUAAAAUGUUGGUGGAUUAUACUGAAGAUAAUGUAGAUGAAAAUGUUUUAUGUAUAAAAAAUAAAUUUACCAAUAAGCUGAAAAAUAUGAAUGACUUAUAUUCAAAAAUUAUGAGUACCUUAGCAGAAGACAAGAUAAAAUAUCACUUGUAUGCUAUAAGUAUCGAGGAACUAAGGCAGUCAGCGGCACUCCUUGAAAAUGAUAUGGAAGAAUUAAAACUGGCGGCCGAUAAAAAAAAUAAUAGAAUUUUCGUUUUGACAAGAUUGCUGAAACAAUCAAAGGACAUUAUACCGCAAAAAGAUUCCCAAGUUCUAGCUGUUAAGCAACAAAUGUCACUAUUUGUUAAAGAUUUAAAUAUGCUUAAGGAAGAUAUUAUUGAAUUAGAACAAACCACUGAACCAUUAGAGUUAGAAAUACAAAAUAUGAAAAAUUUGAAUGAUCAAAUAGACAUUAAACUUGAAACUGAUAUUAAUGAAUUGAAGCGUUUAAAUACAUUUUUGGAUGAAUUAAUAAAAAAGAGGUAUGAUAUAAAAAUUGAAUUACAUCAAAAAAGACAAAGUUUAGAAAAGAUGACAAAUAAUAUCAAACAAAUGGAAAUUGACUUGCGUUUGGCUUCUCAGUAUUAUCAUAAUACAUCAGAAAACAAAAGAUUAUUUACUGAUUUUUUCAAUAAAAACGUAGGAGAAACCGAAAUUCGAGAAAUUGAAGAAAAAGAAAUGAAAGG